This is a messenger RNA of Acaulospora morrowiae, 2571 nucleotides long. Lineage: Eukaryota; Fungi; Glomeromycota; Glomeromycetes; Diversisporales; Acaulosporaceae. The record is from the annotation of a GenBank genome assembly.
AUGGAGAAAUUCAGGAAUCGGAUCGAAUAUUUAGAAUGGGCAUUAAUAUUAAACAUUCCACCGCAAAAUGAUCCAGACCAAAUAGCACAAAUAGGAAACAAUGUAGAUAACAUGAUCUUGCCAAUUGUUAUGGGCCAAUACAAACAAGCACUAACAUCUCCUGUGGCUCAACAAAUUUUUAAUACGAACUCAUCGGAAAAUGAUGCAUGUUUAAAACAUUUAGAGGGAACAUUGGAUAUUUCUUCAUACAUUUCGGCCAGGAUUGACCAUUAUCUAUUAAGCGAGAAUGUUUUACAGGAACUCAGGCAACUUAAUUUACUCUGCGUUGCCGCAGCAUGCUUAAACGCUUUCGUACAGUCCAAUUGGACCGGUCCUAUUCUUGAACUAGAACCUCAUGAGCUUCUGCCCAACGUCAUAGGCGAACGACACGGCGAAGGAGAGUUGAACAAAAAAGCUCUUGAAAUGUUAUCCAUCGAUGGCGAGGAUGCUUAUCAUUUGACUCCUCGUGCUUUAUACCUGUUGUUUGCAAGGAUCAUAUUGGUGGAAAAUGAAUCAAAGUUUUCCAUCUUGAAGAGUGCCCACUGGUGGGGCCAGAGGAUCUUAUUUAUUCAACAGCGUAUCCUUGAUAAUGCCAGUGAAACAUUGCACAGCAAGAUAAUGCAUUACUUGCAGUCCUUCAACAUCAUUCUUCCUACAUUGAUGUUGGACGAAAAGAUCUCAAUAGAUUUACGCUCCAGAUUUUACCUGGAGUAUGGUUUCGCAUAUCACUAUUAUAACCAGGAUUCUUCUGCGAUCGAUCAUUUUGUGAAAGCUCAAAAGACAAGUGGUUUGAAAUGGAAACUCACCGGGGAGUUGGGUAAAAGAACAAAGUUUCAAAGUUUUGAUGUAUCGCAACUGUUAAUCGUUGCCAAGAGCGCUGAAAGCGAAGACCCGGAUGAGAUCAAAGGGGAAUCCGAAAAGAAAGAGGUUCCCAAGGCUCUUCCACUUGAUGAUGACGUACUUUUAGAAAAAAUUGAAUUCUCCAAGAGCUCGGAUGAAAGCUCUUCAGCCCAUCAAGAAUUAGACCCCCGAAAUCAAGGAAACCUCAAGGUAAUAGAUCAAUGCCUUCUACUCGCUUUUUGCUUGAACGUAAAGAACACAAACCCUACACACGGAAUUACCACCGAACAAAUGGUGCCUUAUGUGACCAGGGUCCUUGAAAAUCCCAACAACUGGAUGGUCUACACCAUGGCACUUUUGCUAAGAUCACGCUUAGAGAAAGAAAGAUCUAGAACGAUAGAACGUUCGGUUCUUCAACUGCAAGCUCUAGUUGACCAAUUCCCUCUGGAACUUUCCAGCGCCCAAGAGCGCAUGUCCUAUUUUUACCAGAUCCUUCUUCCUUCGAAGUGGGACAUGGAGAAAGAACUUGCGAUACAAUAUCUUUCCUUGGGCGUAAUCCGCUCGGCACUGCAGAUCUUUGAACGCCUUGAAAUGUGGGAAGACGUAAUCAAUUGUUAUAUAAUGCUUGAGAAGGAGGAAAAGGCACGAGAGAUCAUCAACGAACAAUUGAAAGCUAAUCCGAAUUCACCCAAGCUGCAUUGCUUAUUAGGCGACAUUGAAAAGAAUCCAAAACAUUGGGAAGACGCGUGGGAAAUGUCGGGACAUCGUUAUGGACGUGCGAUGCGAUCCCUUGGUCUCUAUUGGUAUAAACAAAAGGAUUACCACAAAUCUAUUGAAUGUUACGGAAAAGCACUCAAGAUUAAUCCCAUAUUCGAAAACUCGUGGUUCAUUCAGGGAUGUGCGGCAAUGCAUGUUGAAGACUGGGAAACCGCGGCCCAAGCUUUUACUCGUGUGAUUUCAAUCAAUACUGAUAAUUCCGAAGCAUGGAAUAACCUGGCGUCAGCGUAUCUUAGGCAAAAUCGUAAAACCGAUGCAUUCAACUCUUUUCAACAAGGUCUAAAGCAAAAUUAUGAUAACUGGAAGAUUUGGCAAAAUUACAUGUACACAGCAAUUGACAUUGGAGAAUUUUCCGAAGCCAUCAGGGCCAUGGAACGUGUGGUGGAUUUGCGAUGGAAGGAGGAAAAAGAAUCUUGUGUUGAUCUGGAAGUUCUAGGGAUAAUAGUUAAUUCGGUUAUUCAAGGAAUUCAAGAUUCCAGCAAAACUAGCGCGACAAGGUUGGCAUCGAGGGUUGAAAAAUUAUUGAAUGAGACAAUAACAUCACGAAUAACUUCGAAUCCACAGAUAUGGCAAAUUUGCGCGCAGUUCUUUCUUUGGAAAAAGGAUUAUGAUAAAUCCCUAGAGGCUCACCUCAAAGCUUACCGAAGCGUGCUACACAAUCCCAAAUUAGAAACUUCGGAAGAAGUCUUCAAACAAGCUGCAACCAUCGCUUUAGAGGUGACCGAGGCAUACCAAAAUCUUGGCGAACUGGAGAUCGUCGAUGAAAACAAAUCGACCAGGAUGGUUUGCAAGGAUUGGAGGUACCAGGCAAAAAGUUUAUUAAAAAGUUUGAUUGGUAAGACGAAUGCAACAUUUGAAGGCCAUGAAAUGCAUGAUAAAUUAAAAGAGACGCUGAAAGAAUUGAACGCUCGAUAG